GCGGCGGCGGAGUGUCAGUCAGUCUGUGCUGGAAUGUGAGCCCUGAGCUCGCGCUCUCAUCGAGGCCUGAGCGGGGCGGCGGCGGCGCGGCGGCCUCGGGCAGCUUCAGCGGGUGAAUUUCAAAGCGCUCCCUUCCUUCUUGUCAGUCUCGGUGCCAUGCGGAAACGGCGGUGACGGCAGACACUGACUGACGCAAACGUUGAGCUGGAAGUUUGAGAUCCAGAGCUUUCACAGACGCUGCGCUCGGCUUAACCGGGGUGUCAAAUCCUGGCACCAUCGUUCUCUUCAGAUCGUUAAAGAUGGCUGCACAAGUCCUGGAACAGUCCAGUGGAACCAGUAUGUUUUCUGCCUCAAACAUUGGAGUAUCAUCAAACGAGAUUUGUGGCCUCAAUUACCUCUCCAAGGGUGACCUGUCAGCAGCGCCACAGCUAGUUAUGUUAGCAAACGUUGCUUUAACUGGUGACAUUGGGUGCUACGAUUGUCAGGAGGACCGUCUGAUGGCUGAACUGAAAACUGUAGAUGAUACUUUAUCAGACAACGGAGAAGAAUUGGGAGCUGAUCUGCCUGAUGUUUUACAAUCUGAGAGGCGAAACACGGAAAACCAAGCCAUGCCAAGAAAUGAAAAUAAAGAUGAAUCUUUGACUGUUUCUCAGAACAUUUGUGACUCAAAUAUUAAUUCAUCAGAAGUCGUGACACCAGAGUGCUCGGUUGAUAAAGGAAAAAAGUCCAAACCGUUUCGUUGCCGGCCCUGUCAGUACGAAGCAGAGUCUGAAGAGCAGUUUGUGCAUCACAUCAAAGUACAUAGUGCCAAAAAAUUCAUUGUGGAAGAAAAUGCAGAAAAGAAAAACAAAUCCAAAGUUGUAACUGUUGAUUCUGAAGAGAUUGACAUUUCUAAAGGGCCUAUUCGCUGCGAUAGGUGUGGAUAUAACACCAACCGAUACGAUCAUUAUCUGGCACAUCUAAAGCACCAUGAAAAAGUUGGAGAUAAUGAGAGAGUUUAUAAAUGCACCAUCUGCACAUACACUACAGUCAGUGAAUACCACUGGAAAAAACAUCUGCGGAACCAUUUUCCUCGGAAGGUUUACACAUGUUCGCAGUGCUCCUAUUUCUCUGAUCGGAAAAACAAUUACGUGCAACACAUGAGAACACAUACAGGUGAACGGCCUUACCAAUGCCCUCAGUGCCCUUACUCAAGUUCACAGAAAACUCAUCUGACAAGGCAUAUGCGCACACAUUCAGGUGAGAAACCAUUUAAAUGUGAUCAAUGCAACUAUGUUGCGUCAAACCAGCAUGAAGUGACUCGGCAUGCCAGACAAGUUCACAAUGGACCCAAACCGUUAACUUGCCCUCACUGUGAAUACAGAACAGCUGACCGAAGCAACUUCAAAAAGCAUGUUGAGCUCCACGUCAAUCCACGUCAAUUUUUGUGUCCUGUCUGUAAAUACGCAGCUUCCAAAAAAUGCAACUUGCAGUAUCAUAUAAAGUCCAAGCACCCUCAUAGCAGUGAUAUUACCAUGGAUGUGUCCAAGGUUAAACUACGCACCAAACGACUUGAAAAUGACAUCCCUUGUGCCAAAGUGAGCAAGAAAAUGUCAGAAAAGCAGCCACUGAAAGUAAGUGAAACUCUAGCUGACAAAAUUACUACCAAGGUUGAAAAAAAUACGCCCGCUUCAAAAGAGAAAAGCUUGAAGAGUUGGAGGAUGAAAACCCGAAAUUAUGUUUUAAAUGGCAAAGUUUUAAAAAGAAAAAGGGAAAAUGACGUGGAAAAAUUAGUAAAAUUCAAAAGUGGCAAAAGAAGGAGAUGCUCAACAGUGAUGGCGUCGAGCUCACUGCUGGAACCAGCAAAUGAGACUCGUACAAAAAUAAAAAGGAAGAAAAUUCAGAAAGCGAAAGAAUUAGCUGACCCAGAAAAACAGCGGGGGAAAAUUGAGUUGAAACCCUCAAACAAUAAGUACCUUAAAACCAAACAAAAGAAGAAGAAAGACAAGAAAAACAAAAAAAUUAAGGACACGAUUGUACUUUCUGCUGGUUGUAGUUCGAAUGAGGAUACGAAAUGUAACCACGCAGAGGAACAACCAACUGUGGAUUUGCAGAGAAAGGAGGAGUGUUCCAGAAAAUCUUCACGUCGUGUGCCUUCUGAGGAUGUGGGCAGAAGUCAAAACCUGACUUCAGAAGCCUUCACAAAUGCUGUGAUCGGUGAAAGUCAGGUUGAAGCUGUUGAACAAAAUGAAAAUCCUCUGGUGUUGAGGUCUCCAGAAACAUCCUUUGCGGUGCCAAUAGUGCCAAUCGGAAUGGGCGAGACCCAGAGAUCUUCCGACCAGGUAAUGAGUUCUGAAUCUGAGGAACAAACAACUCACAAGGUUGCAAACAAACUUGAGAAGUUGCCUUGUGUAGGAAAAACUGCUAAAACAUGCAUAGAACAACAAACUGAGGUACCGGAUGGUAGCUUAGAGAAAGCAGAGUGUCCGAUUUCACUGGCGAUCUGUGAAGACCUAAAAUAUUCAGAUGCAGUGGAGGUGGAUGGCGAAAUUGGCGUCGCAUCUGUUGUUGAACAAGCAAGAUCUUCUCAGGUGAGUGAUACUGAACUGAUUUCGGAGCCCUCUCGAUCAAAAAGUCCAAAUAACUUCCAGGAUGAUAAAGGCAAGGAUGAAGAUAACAAAAAACAGGAAAAGGACCAAGCCAAGAAUGACAAGGACCAAGGCAAGGAAGACACAAUGGAAAUAGAUGAAGAUGAAGGCAUUCACAGCCAUGAUGGUAGUGAUAUUAGUGAUGAUGUUUCAGAAGGAAGUGAUGACUCUGGUUUGAAUGGAGCAAAAUCCACUGCAGGUGACAAGAUCAGGAAAAGAACACUUGAUGAAGGUGUGAUUAAUGCUCCAGAGAGUUUUGUCUGUAUAUUCUGUGAUCGGGUAUUCAGUGAGAAAGGAGACUAUACCAAGCACCUUAAUCGCCAUUUAGUGAACGUAUACUAUCUUGAGGAAGCAGCAAAAAGCCAGGAGUGAGUAAAAUCUCAUCAAAUGUAAUGGUAUCUGUUACAAGUGACACCAAUCACACAAAUGUGAUGUGACAUGGAGCUUCCAUUGAUUCUGCCUUUGUUUCUCAGAGCUAUUUGUUGCUAACUGCUUGUAUUCUUCACUGACUUCAGUUUCUUAUUUCUAUCGCGAGGUUGUUUAUCACACGUGAGGCUUGGUAGCGGUUUAACCAACCACUGGUUUUGAAUUUUCAUUGCACUAUUAUUGAAGAGAAUAUUUGUCUACUACAGCAGUUCCAUUUCUGUUUCAUCUUAACUGUAAAUAUUUUGUUACACUGGAACACAGACUUUUUUUUUUCUUUGUAAAUGAUCCAGGGUUUAAGCUGACCUACGCUAAUUAAACUUUUUCACCCCUAAAACCCUAAGCUAACCAGUCAUCCUAUGAAAGAAAUCAAACGCAUGAUUUGGAAUGUUUUGCUUCAGCAAAACUGAGAGGCAGAAAAUCCAUUUUGAGUUGAUGAGCUUUCUUUAACGGGCAUUUGAUCCUCUUGUGCUCAAGUUGUGUGUUAUCUUGAUGCGCAGUGCAUGAGAUUUUAGCCCACUUUCAUCUAUUUAUGUUUUAGACAGUACUUCAUUGAAAAUUAGCGAUUUUAUUUUUUAAUCUUAUACGGACAGCAUUUUCUGCAAAACUGCUUCAAGAUUUUUAGACGACUUUUGUAAAGGUUGAUAUAUCCUGCUUUUGCUUCGAAUCACAGAAGUGAGCACUUUGCAAAAUACCUAUUCAUCACACCUCCAGUAACUACUGUUACAAUCCCAUGAUACCUAUUUAGGAGAAUAUAUAGCAAAUAUUUCCUGGUAGCCACACUUCUGUUUCAAGAAGAAACUGUUCAGUAUGAUGGUGCUUAAAGAGCUUAUAAGAUUGCACGAUUUAUAGGUGAUCAACUAUGCAAUUUAGUAAUUACUGUAGCUGUAGAUUUGUUUUUUUUUCUGUAUUUUAUAUUAUUGUGUUCACCAGCAGAUUAGGAUUUGACACUUAACUGAACCACUGUGCAGCAAAAUGUAACUAAUUCAGGAGUUUCUCUAUGUACAGAAAAAAUAAAUGUUAUACCAUCUGUUCUAAACCGUGACAGUUUUUACACCUCCAAAUAAGCCGAGGUGCAACGAUCCUUGUCUUUAUCCACUUUAGUUUAAGGGUGAUCUAGAGUAGGUGCUCGUACGUCAGGCGAGUACUACUGUGCACUAAUGUGUAUAUCCUCUAGUGAUCCAGGAUUUCCCAGCAGUCAUAUAGACUUGUGUAUCGAACUGUUUGGACACAAUUUGUAUCCUUAAUUUGUCUCUAAUCGGCGUUUUGGCCAUUUUUUCAUGUUAAGAUUUUCAUGUAAGAUUCUACAGUAGUGGAUGCUACUAAAAUGCAUCCUGGAUACUUGCUAACAAAUGAUUUGAAUGCAAGGCUUUGAAAGAUUUGCUCACAUCUUAAAGCUUUAGCUAGGGAGUUGGUAUGGCCAAAGAACGUAAAUUACUGUGAUUUUUAGUUUUAUUUUUCCCUUUGACUUUGUUUUGCCUUUUUGACUCGUGUUCAGUAUGCUUUGACAAUCAUGUUGGGAAACUCAAUGUACAUUUAUGAUGAAAUUAAAACUCAUGUUUACGUGGA
Messenger RNA from Callorhinchus milii (elephant shark), 4619 nucleotides. It is a transcript of the gene rest, whose product is annotated as RE1-silencing transcription factor. The transcript has 5 exons. Lineage: Eukaryota; Metazoa; Chordata; Chondrichthyes; Chimaeriformes; Callorhinchidae. Bases 300 to 2999 code for a protein of 899 amino acids. The record is from RefSeq and is a predicted model, not a curated record. Gene Ontology annotation, cellular component: nucleus. Gene Ontology annotation, biological process: regulation of gene expression.